Molecule: messenger RNA, 777 nt
Organism: Choloepus didactylus (southern two-toed sloth)
Lineage: Eukaryota; Metazoa; Chordata; Mammalia; Pilosa; Megalonychidae
Gene: MYMK
Product: myomaker, myoblast fusion factor
Exons: 7
Coding region: 1-768 (255 amino acids)
Cellular component (GO): plasma membrane
Source: RefSeq, a predicted model, not a curated record
AUGGCACAUCCACAGGCGGGACAGGGAGAAGCCACCGACAGACGCCCCGAGGCCUCAGGCCCCCGUCGCACCGGAUCCUGGGGCACGUGCCAGCCAGUUCCCCCGAGGCCUCUCGCAAUAGGGGAAGGUGUGAAACAGUGUAGCCGAGUGGAUAGGAAUGCUGGUUUCGUCCAUCUUGGCCGCCACGGAGGCCUGUGUGGAGACGAGCUGGCCAGUGCCAAAUAUGCAUGCAGGCUGCUCUACCACACCUGCACCGGGCCGGGCCUGUCCGUGCUCUGCUUCGUGCGUCAGGACCUUCUGGAAUACUUCAGCGUCUACGGGACAGCGCUGAGCAUGUGGGUGUCCCUCAUGGCCCUGGCCGACUUCGACGAGCCCAGGAGGUCGACGGUGGUGAUGCUCGGUGUGCUGACCAUCGCCGUGCGGGUCUACCACGACCGUGGGGGCUACGGUGUGUACUCGGGCCCCAUCGGCACGGCCGUCCUCAUCAUCGCAGUGAAGUGGCUGCAGAAGAUGAAGGAGAAGAAGGGCCUGUACCCCGACAGGAGCGUCUACACCCAGCAGGUCGGCCCUGGGCUCUGCUUCGGGGCGCUGGCCCUGAUGCUGCGCUUCUUCUUUGAGGACUGGGAUUACACCUACGUCCACAGCUUCUACCACUGUGCUCUGGCCAUGUCCUUCGUCCUGCUGCUGCCCAAGACCAACAAGAAGGCGGGGAACGCGGGGACCCCCGCCAAGCUGCAGUGCUCCACCCUCUGCUGUGCCUGCCUCUGACUGCGCUCC